Pocillopora verrucosa is the source of this 334-nucleotide messenger RNA. The record is from RefSeq and is a predicted model, not a curated record. Lineage: Eukaryota; Metazoa; Cnidaria; Anthozoa; Scleractinia; Pocilloporidae.
UUACAGCACUUAUUGCUGCAUGAAGAGAGAUAAAAAAGGGAUUAAAGAAAAACCGGUCAAAUGGAUAAAUAGAAUGCCCGAUGGCAAGUCUGUUUUACUUGGAACACAAAUAGGCGAGUUGAAGGAAUACAACUUAAUAACUGGACAGGAAGAGGCGACUUAUCUCUGUAGCGCAGACAGAGCAAUUUCCAUGUGCCAAUGUUCAAAAGACCGCGAACUUUUAUUGACGUCAUCUUCGUCUGCUUUGCCUCCCUGUGCUCUUUGGUCAUUUGGAGACGUUUUCGAAAUGAAAGCUACAACUUUUACAGAAGACACUUAGACAAACUAAUUUCAU